UAAAAUAUAAUUAUUAUUAAACUCAUGGGGAAUUAAUUUAUUAAUAAGGAAUUUGAAUGAUCGUACAUUUCGCGCCAAAUGACGAUGCUAUCGACAUGACAUUGCGCGACAUUUUAAAGUGUACUGUUUUGUUGAAUAACUACAGGUCGAAGAGAUUGUUAAAAAAUGUUACCCCUUUCGCUGUUGAGAACAGCUCAGAAUCAUCCUAUGUUGGUAGAAUUAAAAAAUGGCGAAACAUAUAAUGGACAUUUAGUUAGCUGUGACAAUUGGAUGAAUAUAAAUCUUAGAGAGGUUAUAUGCACAUCUCGGGAUGGUGAUAAAUUUUGGAGGAUGCCAGAGUGUUAUAUACGAGGUAGCACGAUUAAGUACCUUCGAAUUCCGGAUGAAGUCAUCGACAUGGUUAAGGAAGAUGUACAGAUGAAAUCAAGAGGUCGUGGAGAAAUGAAGGGUCGUGGUGGCCAAAAUCAACGAGGAGGGCGAGGUGGUGGUAGAGGUACUUUUGGUGGCCGAGGCUCUAGAGGACCUGCACCUUUGAGUAGAGGUGGAUUAAAUCCUGGAGCCAACAAAGUUCUAAAUAAACCAAGGACGAAAUAGAAUAAGUUUAGUCAUAAUUCUACUCUUAAAAUACUAUUUUCAUUUCCAAAUAAAUUUUCCUUCCACUAGCUGGUUAAUUUUGACAAGAACUAUUAGUUUCUGCUAGUGCAAGUGUGAUUCAGUUAGAAGAAAGUACCUAUUCGCUAUUAGGAAUUUAAUCUGAAAGAUUUAUGUUAGAAAAAAAACAGUAAUCAAACUUAUUUUGUAUCACAGAAUUAUACCCAUUGGGCAAGUAUCGAUCAAUACAUGCUUUAUUUAUAAACAUUCAAUACUUAAUAUCAUAGUACAGAAGGGUGAUAAUAUUUUUAUAGCAAAGAAAUUCAUUUAUUCUUCCCCCACUGUUUACACAAGUACACUGUCGCACCCAUUAUCUUUGUUGCUCAUCUAAUCACACAAGUUAUCGUUUGCAAUACAGUUCUUGGAAUAAAAUAUAAGUAGUAUUUGUACAGUAA
Messenger RNA from Orussus abietinus, 1046 nucleotides. RefSeq names its product U6 snRNA-associated Sm-like protein LSm4. Gene Ontology annotation, cellular component: spliceosomal tri-snRNP complex; P-body; U6 snRNP. NCBI's taxonomy places the organism in Eukaryota, Metazoa, Arthropoda, Insecta, Hymenoptera, Orussidae. Gene Ontology annotation, molecular function: U6 snRNA binding. The record is from RefSeq and is a predicted model, not a curated record. The coding region runs from base 166 to 594 and encodes 142 amino acids. Gene Ontology annotation, biological process: nuclear-transcribed mRNA catabolic process; P-body assembly; spliceosomal snRNP assembly. The transcript is spliced from 5 exons.